GCAGCCCCGGCAGCCUCGGGAGCGGGCGGAGGCGGCGGCCAGGGAAGAGACGCCGCGGCCUCCCGGGACCUCCCCGCCCGGCUUUCGGGGCCUCCGCGGUGAGCCGGCCGGGGUCCGGGGAGGGGCGCCGGGACCCCUGACCCCGCGGCACGGGUGGGCCAGGUGCGUGGGGGCCACGGAGGGAUGGAGAGAGAGCAGGGCGCAGACAGAGGCGGCACCUGGGGGUGUAGCGGCCCGGAGCGCCCCAGGACUGGUGACGUCUGGCUCGGCGGCUCUGGUAGCUCGGCGGUGUUCGGGAGCAUGUCCUUGUCCCUGGAGGAAUUCACCUGCCUCGAGCCCGCGGGUUUAAAAAGUGGAUCGUGGUACACAUGUCAAAAGAUGGCAAGAUCACGGUCCAGAUCACCUAGGUGGAAACAGAGGUCUUUAUCACCAGAAUAUAGGAAUCCUGAACACUACAGACAGAGAUAUCCCCAUGGCAGUUAUGACUAUGAAUACAAGGGGUUCAGGAAGGAUCCCAAAAGGACCAUGCCUUGGAGAAUGGACAGUGAGAAAUAUGAACAAAACGAUGCAAGGAUCUCCUCUCACGGAAAUGUACAUCACAGAAUUUAUGAGCACAGAUCACCUUCCCCAGGUGUAAGGAGGAAUUCUUUAGAAGAUACUUACAGUUAUAAACCUCACCGGGGAUAUUCACCAGAAAGGGGUGAUAGUAGUCGAAAAUUUCAUUAUUUUCCCAAAUAUUCAGAUGCACCACCCUACAAAGAACACGAAUGGCAUUAUUCUUCACAAAAAGUACAAGGAAGGUACGUGCCUGAUGAUACCAGAUUUACUGGAAUUGGAAAAGAAGUGAAGCCUUUUCGUAGAUCAGCAGACUCUUUUAAAUUUGAAGGAAGGUGGCAUGAAGACGAGUUGAGGCACCACAGGAUACAGGAAGACAAAUAUGCUCAGUCACCUCGUCGAGGUCCUGAAGAACUUGUGCCAAGGAGCUCUUUUCAGAGGAGGUAUCCUGAGGAUGGUGAUUUCAGAGAAUAUGGACAUACGUCAAAAAGAACUAAAGACAUGGAAAGAUAUGAAAACAGAGAGCCAUCCAGGAAUCUUAAAUGGAAGCCAGAACACUCUUUCCCAUCCUACCUAGAGAAGAAAGGACAAAGGAGUGUCGAACCCCAAAUCUAUCGAUCUGCAGAAAGGGAGUACCUAGAGGAUGAUUCAUUAGCAAAGAUAUCCUACAGUUAUCGACACAGACAUUACAGGCACUCAGAUGAGGAACAGUCCUUCUCCAAUGGAAGAACGCAGAAGUAUUCCAAGGAAGAAGACAGAAAGUACAGUUCUCCAAAGGGUUCUCUGAAUAGAGAAUUAGAUUGUUUUAGUAGUGGCGGAAGAGCGAGAGAGACUGAGGAAGGGAACAUUGACACGUUAAAGUAUCCUAAGAAGGCCUGUAGUGCCUGUGCUAAUCCUUAUAAAAAUGAUGUUGAUAUGAGACUCUUUAAUAACAAACUGAAGGAAAGAGUAAAAAAAGAAACUGAUUUGAAAAAAGAGCAAGAUUCUUCCUGUAGCCAGCAUGAUACACACAGACCUCUAGAUGGGAAAUCUUCAAGUGUCAGUCUGAAGAAGAAAUUGCUUACGGUUAAAGUGGAUAUGAAGAAGACAAUAGAUAAGUACAGGAAAAAGGAAAACUUCCAUCCAGUGUUUGAACAUCUUGACUCCACAACGCAAAAUGUCGAAAACAAACCAUCAGGAGAAUUUACUCAGGAAAUCAUCACAAUAAUCCAUCAAGUUAAAGCAAAUUAUUUUCCAUCUUCUGAUCUUACUCUACACGAACGUUUCUCAAAAAUGCAAGAUACACAAGUUCCUGACAUAAAUGAAAUAAAAAUGAAUUCAGAUCCAGAAAUUCACAGAAGAAUUGAUAUGUCUUUAGCAGAACUGCAGAAUGAACGGACUGUGAAGUGUGAACCAGGACAGGCCUUGCUCAGAGUAAUAGAAGAUCCCAAUGAUCUCCGACAUGACAUCGAGAGGAGGAGAAAAGAACGAUUACAGAGUGAAGAUGGACGGAUUUUUCACGUAGGCAGAGCUAUAGGAAGGAAUGAUCAGAAUUCCCGCUUUUCAAAAUUGCAGAAUAUCCAUACAGGUGGAUUCCAAAAGCCUAUAAGAUUUAUUAAACCGUACUUCAGGAAAUUUAUUAGAAAAUCGUACAAGAAUGCUUAUUAUACCUCAAAAACAAAAGACAUCAUUAAUGACAGACCAUUUGGAAUUAGAGACAAUCUUCAAAACCCAGGAACCUUUAGAAGACCUUUUAAGAACAAUUUCAUAGAUGGCAGAUUCCAGCCCCAUUAUAAAUCAGGCCUAGUACUGAAGGGUUUGUAUGUUCAAGCUAAGUACCAGCGCUUACGGUUUACUGGUUCAAGGGGAUUUACCACUAAUAAAUUCAGAGAAGAAUUUCUAAAGAAAGAAAAGGAGUAUGUGGACAUCACUACUGAAAUCUAACCUGCGAUCGUAACAGCUAGGAAUGAACGUUAUAAGAGGAUUUCUGCUUGGCAACGUCUCUUUGUCAGGAGUUAAUAAAGAAUUGGAACUAAUACUGUAACUUUCUUGAUAAAUAACUUUAUUUUUCAGUAGUGGAAUGCUGCAACUUUUUUACAAUUAACAAUUGCUUUUAAAUUAUGGCAUUCAGUUUGAAAGUUGUAACUAUGGUUCUUUUGAAAAAGCCUCAAGAAAUCACUCAAAGGGAAUUUAUUUAUUGAUAACAUUUUCUCUGAGCAUGUGUUUAUGGAUAGAACUUAUUGAGUUGUUAUAUCUCAAAGUUUAUAUGUUGAAAGUUUAUUGCUUAUGUA
This is a messenger RNA of Trichosurus vulpecula (common brushtail), 2825 nucleotides long. It is a transcript of the gene BCLAF3, whose product is annotated as BCLAF1 and THRAP3 family member 3. The transcript is spliced from 13 exons. NCBI's taxonomy places the organism in Eukaryota, Metazoa, Chordata, Mammalia, Diprotodontia, Phalangeridae. The coding region runs from base 184 to 2478 and encodes 764 amino acids. Gene Ontology annotation, biological process: positive regulation of transcription by RNA polymerase II. Gene Ontology annotation, cellular component: mediator complex. The record is from RefSeq and is a predicted model, not a curated record. Gene Ontology annotation, molecular function: DNA binding; transcription coregulator activity.